This is a messenger RNA of Colius striatus (speckled mousebird), 2888 nucleotides long. It is a transcript of the gene MMD, whose product is annotated as monocyte to macrophage differentiation associated. The transcript has 7 exons. The record is from RefSeq and is a predicted model, not a curated record. Gene Ontology annotation, cellular component: membrane. Gene Ontology annotation, molecular function: pore-forming activity. NCBI's taxonomy places the organism in Eukaryota, Metazoa, Chordata, Aves, Coliiformes, Coliidae. Bases 192 to 911 code for a protein of 239 amino acids.
GAGGAGCCGCGAGGGCGGUUAAAGCGGCCGCUCGCCCGCAGCCGCCCGCUCGGCUCCCGCGCGUCGCCCAUCGCGGCGGCUCGCACGCCAAUGAGGGCCCGGACUCCGGCCCUCGCCGCCUCAGGAGCCGCCCGCAGCCUCCCGUCCCGACCCCCCGCCCGCCCCUCGGCCGGGGCGGGCGGCCCGGACCCAUGCGGCGGCUCCAGGAGAGGUUUAGGAGGUUCAUGAACCACCCAGCUCCAGCAAACAGCCGCUACAAACCCACUUGCUAUGAACAUGCUGCUAACUGCUACACACAUGCAUUCCUCAUUGUUCCUGCCAUUGUGGGCAGUGCCCUUCUCCACCGGCUCUCUGAUGACCGCUGGGAGAAGAUCACGGCGUGGAUGUACGGCGUGGGGCUCUGCGCCCUCUUCAUCGUCUCCACAGUCUUUCAUAUCAUUUCUUGGAAGAAGAGUCACUUGAGGACAAUGGAGCAUUGCUUUCACAUGUGUGACAGAAUGAUGAUCUAUGUCUUUAUUGCGGCAUCUUACGCACCAUGGUUAAAUCUGCGUGAGCUUGGGCCUCUGGCAUCUCACAUGCGUUGGUUUAUCUGGCUGAUGGCUGCUGGAGGAACCAUUUAUGUAUUUCUCUACCAUGAAAAGUAUAAAAUCGUUGAACUCUUCUUCUAUCUAGCAAUGGGAUUUUCUCCUGCUCUGGUGGUGACAUCCAUGAACAACACCGAGGGGCUUCAGGAGGUGGCCUGGGGAGGUCUGAUCUAUUGUCUGGGGGUGGUGUUCUUCAAGAGCGACGGCGUCAUUCCCUUCGCACAUGCCAUCUGGCACCUCUUUGUGGCCACAGCAGCUGCUGUGCAUUACUAUGCCAUUUGGAAGUACCUUUACAGAAGUCCUGCAGACAUCAUCCGUCACUUGUGAGAGAGAGAGAGAAACGACAAGGAGACAUGUAACCUGCACUUGGCCUCUGUAACAGUAUUAUUGGAAUUCUGGGGGGCAAUUGGACAAUUGCACAGAAGAACCUGCACUGACUUUGGUAGUUCUCUGAACACAGUUACUGUGAACUGAUGGGGGAGGUGCCCAUGGCGUGGCAAGUGCUGUAAAUACCCAGGAUACUGCACUGCAGUACAAAGAGUCCAUUCCAUGUGAGUAGAACUGGCUACCUGAUGUUUACAAAUCACUUUUUGUAUCUAGGUUUAAUUUUACGGUUUUUAACGACGUGGAUUUUUCUAAAUUAGUGAUUCAAGUGGUGGUCAGUGCAAUAGUGACAGUGAAACUCUCUUGCUUUCAGAUGGCUUUCUAUCACCUUUCCACUACUCAGUUAUUGAACAUGAAUCACAGACAAAUAAUCGACUUUUACCACCCAUUAUCUUGGUAUAAUGUGACUUUUAUAGACUCUCUGUGGGUUUUGUACACUUUACAAGUACAUUUGUUGAACUGAAAACACACAACUGUCAUCUAUGCAGUUCCUCAUGUUGCAAGGACAGUUACAUUCCAUGUUCUGUACUGACAUGCAAACCUUGUACCUCUUCCAAAGGCUGUUACAGGUGUCAUUGUAAUAACCACUUUUACCAACUAAAAUGUGAUUCUGCUGAGCUUUGAUGUGACAGUAUUCUGCUCAUCUAUAAUACCACUUAAACAGCACCUUAAUUUGGCUUUAUCCAUGAUGGAAAUGAUUUAAAAGGAAGAGUUAACACAAGUUUAGAUUCCCAGUUUCUUCUCCAUGCUGCCCAGGCAGCAGCUGUUGGGAUGAAAGCUGACUUACCAGGGGUUGGCAGCUGAUAUCUCCCUCUCCAAACCAGUCACUUCUCCAGAAUAUAUAUACUCACAUACUGGUGCUGUAAUCUUAAGGCUUGAAUUUUCAAAGGGAUUUAAAUUGGCCACCAGAACCUCUUCUGUGUUGGGGUCAUUCUGUUGGGAGCUCCUGGCUAGAGCAGCAGGUGCAGAGCAGUCACUGCCUGCUUGGAGUCCAUGGUUAUGGGUUCUUCAGCCUUUCAGGAGGAGAGCUGGAGGAACUUGAGUCAGUGUCACUUGGCAUUCUGGGACUUAAACUGGUCUUUAAUUGUGUUACCAUGUUUCAGUCCAGGAAAACCACAAUCAUGACUGUGGAACACGUGUGUUAAAUGGCCAGGGGUAGAAGACUGAUGAUAAUGCUGUUUGUCCCGUAACUGUAUCCUGUCCCACUAUCCAAUGAAUGUCUUAUAUUAAGAUUGACUUUAUCCUCUUUUGAAUUCACUCAGUUUUUCAUGUCAGUAUUUAAAAACAAAACCAAAACGUGUUGCCUUCUUCAGAUUUCAUUCUGGAUGUUGCCUGGCUGCAAACAACAAGUAGCAAGAUCGGGAUGUUUUUCAAAGGUAACUUUCAUCCUGCACCUUGCUCUGCCAGGGGGUUGCAUAUUGUGAGUGUAUCCAUUUGUAGGCAGGAUUUUAAAGAGGGACAAACUUUCAAUUCAAGGCAUUGAAGCAUUUGCUGUGUGCCGUUAGCAGGUGACUGGAACAACACCACUACAGCAGGCUCAGGAACUGCCCAAAGGAGAGCAAAGGGAGCACGUGGGCAGGUGAUUCCUCGUCCAACACACAUCUGGAUGCCUCAGUUUUUUAACAUUGUGUCUAUUUUAAUAUAUCCACUCUUUGUGAGUUCAUCUGCUCUGUUGAAAUGCAGUACUGUUACAACCACUAAAACACACCUACAAGUUUUCUUUAGGUAAAAAGUGAAGCUAUUGCUUGAGCAUCCUUUGGUUUAAUGUGAAGCUAAUCUUCCCUGGCUUGGCUUUUUGGAGUGUUUGAAAUGGUUUUUAAAAGAUUUCAAUUCGCCAAAACUAUUUUGAAUGACUGUAUUCUAGUCAGUAUGAUCUUGAAUGUACCAGACUAACAAUAAACAUUUUGUGCAAUUUGGAAA